ACCGCCAUUUUGGACUCCUUUUCCCUAUUCUAGCUACCCAACAUUAACAAAUGAAGAAACUGGUCUCUCUAUGAGGCGCAUUGAGAUAACAGCUGCCAUAUGUCUAGGAUAAUGCCAAGUUGGUUCUGCAGGAGAUGGAAGAACUAUGCCAUGACUCCUGUCUACCAGGAGCUUAAUGUAUUUGUGGUGUUGAAUCCAGGGAGCAGUUCAUCCUGGGCUAUGGUGUGAGGUUGUAAGAGGUACUGGGCCCCCUGUCUGUCUCUGCCAUUCUAGAAGGAACAGCUCCUCCUGGGAGGGUUUGGGUGGGGCCCAGAGUCCUGCUGAGACUCCAUCAUUCAGCUGAGAGCCCAACUCGGAACACUGUGGAGCGCGGGCUGAGAGGUGAGGAAGAGCAGCUGGUCGGCUAGAGGCAGCCAUCAAUGGGGCACAUGAACACUUGCUGGGAUUUUUUACAAGAAGUGGUGGCUGGUUACUAACAACUAAAAAAAAAGUUUCCUUCUUUCGGAUUGGAAGGUAAGACUGCAGGCUAUGGUCCUGUUUAUCUGAAGUGAGUUCUCCUUCAUUGUAGCCCUGGACUUUGGGGGCUCCGUUGGGCACCAGGGAAGACUUGGAGGUACUGAUAGAGAGGGGAGUGAUUCAUCCUUUAACUUCCUACACAUCUUGAAAAUGUUCAAGGGGCAGGCAGAAGUAAGUGGGUGGGGGAGGGAAAUUAUGAACACAAAGCGUCAUGUAAAAUUCCCAAACACACUUCCUUAUAGCAGCAAACCAUGCACAUGUUCCAAUUACCCUUGUAAUCACAAAUGAAGGCAAAAACCACACUAGUUUUUACAUUUUAAAUAUCUUCUAUUGCAAUAUCUGGUCAAGUUUCCAAAAGUUUUAGCUCUCUUUUACAAGUAUCAGUUGCAUUUGUGACAGACAUAAAUCAUGUAUAAAACAAGCCAAUCUUAGCAUAAAAAAUUCUAAGAAAAUGCCACAUCCACCUGUAAUAUGAUUAAAGAAGCAUGGAAGACUCUAGCUGAUAUGGGUGAGACAUUAUGGUAUGGUAUGGUAUCUUAUCUAUUAAUUUUUUUCAAUCCUUGGUCUUCACAACAACUGUCUGAGGCAGGGAAUACAACCAGUACCCCCAUCUUAAGUGUUAGGAGACAGAGGCCUAAAGAGAUGGAAUAAGGUUGUACAAUAGUGAGGACUCAUGACUCUAAAGUGCAGAGCCCCCAGCCUUUGAAAGAUGGGAAUAGUCACACUCACUUAUCACUUCUGUUUGAGCAUCCAACUCCAUGUCUAGCACAGAGCAGGCUGUACAUGAAUAGAAUCAGAUCCAAACUUGGGUCCACUUGCCCAUGUUCAGUAAAGCCAAUCUAUUGACACUGGGUUGUGGUGAUGGAAAGAGUCGCACUUAUUGCAGGGUACCAAGCGAGGCAUCCAGGACAGCUAGUGCUCAAAAAGCCCAAACUCUCCAAAGGAUUUCAGCAAAGCAUUUUUAAAGGCCAGGUGAGGGCGGGGGCUGGUAUCACAUUAUCAGUCCUUAGGCUCUGGUAGGUCUGGGGCCUAUGUGCUCAUGAUCGUCAAGUAGUUAGUUUCUCAGAUUUGGUGGUUGUUUUAGCAUCUGUAAAACAGCUCAGGAAUGUCCAUCAGAUGCUAUUAGCUAGGUACUUUAGAAAGGAGUGAUUGAAGAGGACAAGAGAAAAGGAGUCUGUCCCCAGAAGUCCCCACAAAAUCCUGCUCGGUCACAAGCUUUCUCACUGUUCAUUCUCUUGGACAGGCCCGAGGGGCUGUUACCCACAUCCAGGAGGUUGUACUCAAUGGAGCUCAGGCUUCCCUCUCACUUAGUGACGCUCCCCUCAUUCCAUUCCUGACACCAGACUGCUGUCCACUUGUCCGAUGUCUGCAGCUUCUCACUAAUUUCACCUCCAAGGCACAUACCUCUACAUCCCUUUGAAUACCAACUGCCAUGCCAACAAGAAGCUUGUCCCAUUCUUAAUACAUUUAGGAUGGCAUUUUGCUGACAGUCCUUUUGUCUGAGAGAGUUCUGUACCAUUGGCAGCUCACUCUUGACAAGAACUAAUACAUAAUUUGGAGCCUCCAAGUCAUGACACUCGGUGGCCACGUGAAGUACCCAUCUCCUAUAAGCAGUCCAGGGCUGUGAGUUUUCAUCUCACUAAGAGAAUAACCAGACAGAAGAAAGACUAUUCAGCCUACACUUUAGCACCCACUGCUCAGAAACAGCUAUCUGGAAGUUACCAGAGAGGACUGUAUUUAGAUCCACGGUUUCUAAACCAAAGGGUAACUUUCAACUUUGGCUAACUAGGGGAGCAGAACAGAAUCACUAUGAAAAGAGGUUUACCAGGAUUUCCUUUGUCCAACUGGGUUUAUUUCAAACAGAAUUUGGACCAAACAUUUCAGGGAGACAGAAUGACAAGAAGCAAGCUCAGAGCAGCUCCAGUUUGACUUACAUCCUCAUCCCUGUUUCUCAGGGCAGGUAGAGAGGGGUCAAAUGGUGAGAGGGCUGUGCACCCAAGAGAGAGAGGAGAGACAGAGCUUCCCAAGUGAGACACUGGCAUUUGACUUCACCAGUAUUGCUUGAUUUUUAUCUGAAAGCUGUAGAAUGCCUGCAGACCUGGAGGGGAUCCUCUGAGCCAGGAACCAUUUGUCAGUUGCCUGUUUCAUUUGCCUCCUGACACAUGAUCAGGACCUGGAAGCUGGCCAUCUGGAUGUGAAUGUCCCGGGCACAGGAACCAACUGUGUGUAUUUGGCUGCACCUUCCUCCUUUUGAUUUCUAACAGUGUGAGGGGCUGCUUCUAUCUGGUCCUUAAUCAUCCUACAAGGGAUGCUCCAGGAGAUCAGAGGAUUUGGGAGUUAUCUUGUUGGAGAGAGGUUAGGAAGAAGACAUAGUCACUGUCUCCUCUUCUCAUAUUUUCUCCACAUUUGGUUUAUUGUACAAUUCGUUUCAAGGUUUGUUAGUAGUGAGUUGCUGGACUUAAGCAUAGUUUCUCUAAUCAGAGAAUUGUGGUACCUUUUUAAUCAUUGUGUCUCCCAGGACAAUACAGUGGUGGGUUUUCAAGAAGCUCUUGAAAUGGUCAUGCAGGAGCUAACCAGGCAGUUUGAAAGGAAUGAAUCUUGACAACCAAACAUAGGCAGUGCCCAGGAAGUGGCAAGACAGCAGGAAAGGAAUCAAACUUCUCCAAGAGUUAAACUGUAAAUCCAAUGCAGAGGAGAAGUGGCUGGUUGUCGGGGAAAUGGCUUAAAAAACCUGCAAGACUUUGAGAACGCAAGUGACUCUGUUCUCAUAUGAUUGUGGGUAUUAACAGUUAUGUUUCUCAUCAUAAACUGACUACUAUUAUUCUGAUUUUUUACUUCCUUGUGAGUUUUGUUAGCAUAGGCAGCCACUUUAAAGUGUGAUCCUUAGCUAGCAUGUAAUGCGGGGCAGUUUGGGCUUAACUGGUUUGUUUGUUCUUUUCCUAUUUCUUAAAUUGUGAGCUAGAGCAUACACACAGGAAAGUGCAGAAGUAUUUCUAUACAGUUUAAAGAUCAAUUAUAAAGGCUAAUUACUAAUUCCGUUUCAGAAACAGAAUGUUAUUAGCAUCCCAGAACCCCCAUACCCUGACUCCAAUCACAGCCCCCAUUUCUCCUCACUAGAGGUAACCACCAUCUUGUGUCUGUCAUAAUUAUUUCCUUGCUUCUCUUCAUACUUUUGCCUCCUAUGUAUGCAUCCCUAAAUAAUAGUUUUGUUUCACCAAUUUUGGAAUUAAGGGGACAUAUACCAUAUAGUCUGUGCUAGUUUUUUCUUGAAACAUAUUUUCUUAUUUUGCCCUUCAGAAAACCCAAGCCAGUAGUCAUGGCGGCCAAACCGAAGCUCUGGUACUUCCGUGGCCGAGGCAGGAUGGAGUCUAUCCGCUGGCUGCUGGCUGCAGCUGGUGUGGAGUUUGAAGAAGAAUUUCUUGAAACAAGGGAACAAUAUGAGAAGUUGCAGAAGGACGGACACCUGCUUUUCGGCCAGGUGCCUCUGGUUGAAAUUGAUGGAAUGGAGCUGACACAGACAAGAGCCAUCCUCAGCUACCUUGCUACCAAGUACAACUUGCAUGGGAAGGACCCGAAGGAGACAGUCAGGAUCGACAUGUACGCCAAGGGCACCCUGGACCUCAUGAUGAUGGUGGUGGUGGCUGCGUUCAAACCCCUGGAGGAAAAAGAGGAAAGCCUGGCUUCAGUCGUGAAGAAAGCCAAAACCCAGCACUUCCCGGUCUUUGAAAAGAUUUUGAAAGACCAUGGAGAGGAUUUUCUCAUUGGCAACAAAUUCAGCUGGGCAGACAUACAGCUCCUGGAAGCUAUUUUAAUGGUGGAAGAACUUGAUGCUUCUGUUCUUUCCGACGUCCCUCUGCUAAAGGAAUUUAAGACAAGAACCAGCAACAUUCCUACCAUUAAGAAGUUCCUGCAACCUGGGAGUCAGAGGACUGCCCCCGAUAGCCACUAUGUUAAGGUUGUCAGGAAUGUCUUGCAGUUCUAAAGGCAGCAGUCUUAGGAUGGCAGAGUAAUGAACCAAUUACAGCAUUGGCUCCUGUCACCAAGCAAAGCAAAUGGUGUAGAUUCUAGGAGUAAUCUAAGUAAUCUUAAGUGUAGAUUCUAAGAGUAACGUGUCAGAAAAGAACAAAACCACAUUGCCAUCAGCAGCAAAUGCCAA
This is a messenger RNA of Odocoileus virginianus texanus, 4672 nucleotides long. The record is from RefSeq and is a predicted model, not a curated record. Lineage: Eukaryota; Metazoa; Chordata; Mammalia; Artiodactyla; Cervidae.